AUGACAGCUGAGCUGAAGAACAUUCUGGUCCCUGCCAGACAGACAUGGGCCCAUCUCAAAGACCACUUCAACCACUGGGGAGAGCCCACCACUGGGAGACCCCACCACUGGGAGAGCCCACCACUGGGAGACCCCACCACUGGGAGACCCAACCACUGGGAGAGCCCACCACUGGGAGACCCCACCACUGGGAGACCCAACCACUGGGAGACCCCACCACUGGGAGACCCAACCACUGGGAGACCCAACCACUGGGAGAGCCCACCACUGGGAGAGCUCACCACUGGGAGACCCCACCACUGGGAGAGCCCAUCACUGGGAGAGCCCACCACUGGGAGAUCCCACCACUGGGAGACCCCACCACUGGAGAGCCCACCACACCCCACCACUGGGAGACCCCACCACUGGGAGAGCCCACCACUGGGAGAGCCCACCACUGGAGACCCCACCACUGGGAGCCCACCACUGGGAGAGCCAACCACUGGGAGACCCCACCACUGGGAGACCCCACCACUGGGAGAGCCCACCACUGGGAGACCCCACCACUGGGAGACCCCACCACUGGGAGAGCCCACCACUGGGAGACCCCACCACUGGGAGACCCCACCACUGGGAGAGCCCACCACUGGGAGACCCCACCACUGGGAGACCCCACCACUGGGAGACCCCACCACUGGAUAA
Molecule: messenger RNA, 681 nt
Organism: Oncorhynchus gorbuscha (pink salmon)
Lineage: Eukaryota; Metazoa; Chordata; Actinopteri; Salmoniformes; Salmonidae
Product: early nodulin-75-like
Exons: 2
Coding region: 1-681 (226 amino acids)
Source: RefSeq, a predicted model, not a curated record